AGGAAGAAAAAGAGAAAGCUAAAACCCUACCAAGCAACUCCCGCUGUUCACAGUUAAGAAUCGCCGGAAGCUAAAACCUCUUAAAGCUCUGCCAUUUCCGGCGGAAAUGGCGGGUCCUUUGCUCCGUUGUCUCUGGUCAUCAUCUCGAAGAUCUAUCUCCUCAUCGUCUUCGCCUUCUUACCAUCUUAAAUCGAUAUCCCUUUCGCCUGUCUUCCCGAAUAUCCUCGCGCGCGCCUUCUCUGCAGCCACUGCCGCUUCUGCUUUUGCCGUCGCACCUGAUAGUUCUCUUGAUCCGAGCCGACUCAGGAACGUGGCAGUGAUUGCCCAUGUUGACCACGGCAAAACAACACUCAUGGAUCGCCUCCUCCGGCAGUGUGGCGCAGAUAUACCGCACGAGCGAGCUAUGGAUUCUAUCAGUCUUGAACGCGAGCGAGGCAUCACGAUUGCCUCCAAGGUUACGUCUGUUUCAUGGAAGGAAAAUGAGUUAAACAUGGUGGAUACACCAGGUCACGCAGAUUUCGGUGGAGAAGUUGAGCGUGUUGUUGGAAUGGUUGAAGGGGCAAUUUUAGUUGUUGAUGCCGGUGAAGGUCCAUUGGCACAAACAAAGUUUGUCCUUGCAAAAGCCUUAAAGUAUGGGCUCCGCCCUAUUCUUCUUUUGAACAAAGUUGAUCGACCAGCAGUAUCUGAAGAGAGGUGUAAUGAAGUUGAGAGCCUAGUAUUUGAUCUAUUUGCAAAUCUGGGUGCUACAGAGGAGCAGUUGGACUUUCCUGUUCUUUAUGCUUCUGCUAAAGAAGGAUGGGCUUCCAGCACUUUCACUAAAGAUCCUCCUGCUGAAUCGAAAAAUAUGUCACAGUUGCUUGAUGCCAUUGCAAGACAUGUUCCUCCACCAGCGGCAAAACUUGAUGCACCUUUUCAGAUGCUGGUUUCUAUGAUGGAAAAAGACUUCUAUCUUGGACGAAUAUUGACUGGACGAAUUGCGUGUGGUGUCAUUCGCACUGGUGAUAGAGUUCAUGGACUCCGAAUCAAGGAUUCUGGUGUUGAGAAAAUGGAAGAGGGAAAGGUUGUGAAAUUAAUGAAAAAGAAAGGUACAACUGUUGUUCAGAUUGAUAGUGCUGGAGCAGGUGAUAUAAUAUCAAUGGCUGGGCUAGCAAGUCCUUCAAUAGGCCAUACUGUGGCAAAUGUUGAAGUUUUGGCUGCUUUGCCUACAUUUGAAUUGGAUCCUCCUACUAUUUCCAUGACCUUUGGUGUUAAUGACUCUCCAUUGGCAGGUCGUGAUGGCACACAUUUGACUGGUGGAAAAAUUGGAGACCGAUUAAUGGCUGAAGCGGAAACAAAUCUUGCCAUAAAUGUGCUUCCAGGCUUGUCAGAAUCUUAUGAGGUGCAAGGACGAGGCGAACUUCAACUAGGAAUACUAAUUGAGAACAUGAGACGUGAAGGAUUUGAGUUGUCCGUUUCACCACCUAAAGUAAUGUAUAAAACUGAGGAUUCAACAAAGCUUGAGCCAAUUGAAGAAGUCACCAUAGAGGUUAAUGAAGAACAUGUUGGGUUAGUUAUGGAAGCCUUAUCUCAUAGGCGUGCCGAAGUUGUUGAGAUGGGUCCAGUCCCAGGAAAUAUUGGUAGAACUAGAUUGUCUCUGACAUGCCCAUCCAGGGGCCUGGUUGGUUACAGAAGUGUGUUUAGCAGUGAUACACGCGGAACUGGUUUUAUGCAUCGAGCAUUCUUAAAAUAUGAAAAACAUCGGGGUCCUCUUGGAAAUGUCCGAAAAGGAGUACUGAUAUCAAUGGGCUACGGGGCAAUUACAUCUCAUGCUUUAAUGAGUUUAGAACCCCGAGGAACGCUUUUUGUGAAUCCUGGAAUGGAGGCUUAUGAUGGGAUGAUUAUUGGAGAACAUUCUAGGGAUUCGGAUCUAGAUGUUAAUCCAGUGAGGACUAAAGAACUAACCAAUGUCCGUGCUGCCUGCAAGGAUGAAAACGUGAAGCUAUCUCCGCCGCGACUUAUGACUCUUGAAGAAGCCAUAGGAUACGUAGCAUCUGACGAACUUAUCGAGGUUACACCAAAGGCCAUUCGUUUAAGAAAGAAAUAUUUGGAUGUUAACAAGCGUAAAGCCAUGAGUAAGAGGCCGAAGGAAUGAACCCUGGCUCAAACAUUGCUUCUUGUAGCCUUGAUAGCUGGUUCAUGUUUGGUGUACUGGAAAUGCAAGAUCAACAAGAAAAUAUCGAGCACUUCUCAUCUCGGGUCGUUCAAGCGUUCAUCCACCAGCAUGUCAUAUUCUUUUCAACCACGCAAGUUCAGGGGGUAGAAAAAAUAAUACAAAGAAAGAUAUUGUUUUUUCCUUUUUGUCCUUAUAUCAUAAGCUAAACCAGUUUAUCUUUGAUUUUUAGAGCCAAGGCUGUUAAAUUAUAGGUUGUUAGGUGUCUGAUAUGAAGCGUAGCAUUUUCCCCCCCUCUUGUAUCUAUUUGUUGGCCACUCUACGAAUAAAGUAUUCAGAGGAGACCUGCAAUGUGUAGUAUCAAGAAUUUAGAAUUUUGCUCGAAAACACAAGUUAAUUAAUUGAUCUAUCUUUUCUUUCAA
Messenger RNA from Momordica charantia (bitter melon), 2571 nucleotides. Its product is annotated as elongation factor family protein. Gene Ontology annotation, cellular component: ribonucleoprotein complex; cytosol. Gene Ontology annotation, molecular function: GTP binding; GTPase activity. Lineage: Eukaryota; Viridiplantae; Streptophyta; Magnoliopsida; Cucurbitales; Cucurbitaceae. The record is from RefSeq and is a predicted model, not a curated record.